ACGACCCCCGCCCGCGUCCCGGCCGGCCCCCCCCUUUCUAGAUUUAAAGGGGGCGUAGCAUUAACGCCUCCUGCCUCAGGUGACCUCUCAGGGGGUCCCCCGGCAGAGGUGCUCCACCGCUGAGGAACAUGGCGAAGGUGGAGCAGGUCCUGAGCCUCGAGCCGCAGCACGAGCUCAAAUUCCGAGGUCCCUUCACCGAUGUCGUCACCACCAACCUAAAGCUCGGCAACCCAACAGACCGAAAUGUGUGUUUUAAAGUGAAGACCACAGCACCGCGUAGGUACUGCGUGAGACCCAACAGUGGGAUCAUCGAUGCGGGGGCCUCCGUUAACGUGUCUGUGAUGUUGCAGCCUUUCGAUUAUGACCCCAAUGAGAAAAGUAAACACAAGUUUAUGGUUCAGUCUAUGUUUGCUCCGACUGACACUUCUGAUAUGGAAGCAGUAUGGAAGGAGGCAAAACCGGAAGACCUUAUGGAUUCAAAACUUAGAUGUGUGUUUGAAUUGCCGGCAGAAAAUGAUAAACCACAUGAUGUAGAAAUAAAUAAAAUUAUACCCACAACUGCAUCAAAGACAGAAACACCAACGGUGUCUAAAGCUCUGAGCUCUUCUUUGGAUGACACCGAAGUGAAGAAGGUGAUGGAGGAGUGUAAGAGGCUGCAGGGGGAGGUGCAGAGGCUCCGGGAGGAGAACAAGCAGUUCAAGGAAGAAGAUGGACUUCGGAUGAGGAAGACCGCGCAGAGCAACAGCCCCGUUCCUGCAUUCUCUGCGGCUGGGAAGGAGGAGGGCCCCAGUGCCCGGCUCCUGGCGCUCGUGGUGUUGUUCUUCAUCGUUGGCGUCAUCAUAGGGAAGAUCGCCUUGUAGAGGCGGCCGGCGGAGGGUGGCUUACUGGAUUGAUGGCCCGCCAUACCGUGGGGUUUGAAUUGAUCAUAACCAUGUGUAAAAAGAAGUUAAUGUGUGAUGA
Enhydra lutris kenyoni (northern sea otter) is the source of this 960-nucleotide messenger RNA. Its product is annotated as VAMP associated protein B and C. The coding region runs from base 129 to 860 and encodes 243 amino acids. Gene Ontology annotation, biological process: endoplasmic reticulum membrane organization. The record is from RefSeq and is a predicted model, not a curated record. The transcript is spliced from 6 exons. Lineage: Eukaryota; Metazoa; Chordata; Mammalia; Carnivora; Mustelidae. Gene Ontology annotation, molecular function: FFAT motif binding. Gene Ontology annotation, cellular component: plasma membrane; endoplasmic reticulum membrane.